Messenger RNA from Corapipo altera (White-ruffed manakin), 2024 nucleotides. RefSeq names its product Jun proto-oncogene, AP-1 transcription factor subunit (gene JUN). Bases 396 to 1340 code for a protein of 314 amino acids. Gene Ontology annotation, biological process: regulation of cell cycle; regulation of transcription by RNA polymerase II; regulation of cell population proliferation. Gene Ontology annotation, cellular component: transcription regulator complex. Gene Ontology annotation, molecular function: transcription factor binding; DNA-binding transcription factor activity, RNA polymerase II-specific; RNA polymerase II cis-regulatory region sequence-specific DNA binding. The record is from RefSeq and is a predicted model, not a curated record. The transcript has a single exon. NCBI's taxonomy places the organism in Eukaryota, Metazoa, Chordata, Aves, Passeriformes, Pipridae.
GCCCGCGGCCGCUGAUAAGUGAAGGGCUGCACGGCGGGAGCGAGCGCAGAGCGGGCGGGAACGGGACAGUGAGCGCCGGGACAGGGAGCGGGAACGGGAGAGUGAGCGAGCGCCGGGACAGGGAGCGGGAACGGCAACUGCGCGGAGCCGGCCACGGAAAGUACUUGUGGCGGCGGAGCGGCGUCCCGGCAGCGCCGGCACAAGGAGGAGGGCGGCGAGGCGCCCCGCCAGGCCGGGCGGGCUCCCAGCGCGGCGGCAGCAGCAGCAGCAGCCACCCCAGUAAGGCUCCGCGUUUCUCCUUCCCCGGCUCCGCGUUCCCCUUCCCUGGGAGGGUCGGGGUGCCCGCGGGGAGCUGAGCGGCGGCCGGGCAGCUUCCCCUCCCCGGACUGUGUUCUAUGAGUGCAAAGAUGGAGCCUACUUUCUACGAGGAUGCGCUGAGCGCCGGCUUCGCGCCGCCGGAGAGCGGCGGGUACGGAUACAAUAACGCCAAGGUGCUGAAGCAGAACAUGACGCUGAACCUGUCCGACCCCUCCAGCAACCUGAAGCCGCACCUGAGGAACAAGAACGCCGACAUCCUCACCUCGCCCGACGUGGGGCUCCUAAAACUGGCCUCGCCCGAGCUGGAGCGGCUCAUCAUCCAGUCCAGCAACGGGCUGAUCACCACCACGCCGACCCCGACGCAGUUCCUGUGCCCCAAGAAUGUCACGGACGAGCAGGAGGGGUUCGCCGAGGGCUUCGUGCGGGCCCUGGCCGAGCUGCACAACCAGAACACGCUGCCCAGCGUCACCUCGGCCGCGCAGCCCGUCACCAGCGGGAUGGCACCUGUGUCCUCCAUGGCCGGCAGCACCAGCUUCAACACCAGCCUGCACAGCGAGCCCCCCGUGUACGCCAACCUCAGCAACUUCAACCCCAACGCGCUCAGCUCCGCGCCCAGCUACAACACGAACAGCAUGGGCUACGCGCCCCAGCACCACAUAAACCCGCAGAUGCCCGUGCAGCAUCCCCGGCUCCAGGCGCUGAAAGAGGAGCCACAGACUGUACCUGAAAUGCCCGGGGAAACCCCUCCCCUGUCCCCCAUUGACAUGGAGUCACAGGAGAGAAUCAAAGCCGAGAGAAAGCGCAUGAGGAACAGAAUCGCGGCGUCCAAAUGCCGGAAAAGGAAGUUGGAAAGGAUUGCCCGGUUGGAGGAAAAAGUGAAAACUUUGAAAGCCCAGAACUCAGAGCUGGCAUCCACUGCCAACAUGCUCAGAGAACAGGUUGCACAGCUUAAGCAGAAGGUCAUGAACCACGUCAACAGCGGGUGUCAGCUCAUGCUCACACAGCAGUUGCAGACGUUUUGAAGAGACUCUUCAGCGGGAACUGUGAUGUUGUGGUACAACUAAAACGGGCGAAAUCCAAAGCGGCAGAGGCGUAAAGCUGAUGGCAAAGGCUGGAAGGCUGUCCUGCCUGUGCUCUGAAGGCGCAUGUGUGGAAAGACUGGCAAAGCCUUCGGCUGGAGCCGGGAGUGGAGCGGCCGGCGCCGCGCCGGGAAGGGCUGUUCCUGCUCGGAUGAGAUGUCAGAUCUUCGUUUAACAUUGACCAAGACCUGCAUGGACCUAACAUUCGAUGAUCAUUCAGUAUUAAAGGUUAAACUGCAAUAGAAACUGUAGAUUGCUUUAUGUAGUAUUCCUUAAGAAAAAAACAAAACAAACAAACAAAGUGGGAGGGAGGUUUGUGGGAGGCUGAUUAAAAAAAAACAAACAAACUAUUCUGCCUGCCUUCAAGUAAAUUGUGUAUGUACAUAUCUUUUUUUAUUUUAUUUUAUGAAAGUUGAUUAAUGUCAAUAAACUACUUCAUGACUUUGUAAGUUAUUUUUAUGUUGUUUAUUUGGGCACUGCCCAGUAUUGUUUGUAAAUAAGAGGCUUUUUUUUAGCACUCUGAGUUUACCAUUUGUAAUAAAGUAUAAUUUUUUAAUGUUUCUGUUUCUGGAAAAAAUUCUAGAAGGUUCUAUUAUAUUUAAGAAAAAAUAAAAUAAUUAAAAUGUA